AUGGACGUGGCCACUUUCGGUGCUACGUGCUCUCCGUGCUCCUCGCAAUACAUCAAAAACUGUAACGCCCAGGAGCAUUCUACACAGUUUCCUGGCGCCGCAGAAGCAAUCGUUAACCGGACAUAUGUCAACGACUGUUUUGACAGUCUGAACACCGAUGAAGAAGCUCUUCGAAGGGCCAAGGAGGUGCGGUCCGUUAACGCCAAAGCAGGAGAUUCGAGUCAGGAACUCAAAGAACUCAAAGCACUCAAAAAACUCACAGAACUCAAAGAACUCAAAGAACUCAAAGAACUCAAAGAACUCAAAGAACUCAAAGAACUCAAAGAACUCAAAGAACUCAAAGAACUCAAAGAACUCAAAGAACUCAAAGAACUCAAAGAACUCAAAGAACUCAAAGAACUCAAAGAACUCAAAGAACUUAAAGAACUCAAAGAACUCAAAGAACUCAAAGAACUCAAAGAACUCAAAGAACUCUUAGAACUCAAAGAAAUCAAAGAACUCAAAGAACUCAAAGAACACAAAGAACUCAAAGAACUCAAAGAACUCAAAGAACUCAAAGAACUCAAAGAACUCAAAGAACUCAAAGAACUCAAAGAACUCAAAGAACUCAAAGAACUCAAAGAACUCAAAGAACUCAAAGAGCUUAAUAAACUAAAAAAAAAUCAAAGAAUUUAA
Messenger RNA from Toxorhynchites rutilus septentrionalis, 675 nucleotides. Its product is annotated as rho-associated protein kinase 1-like. The coding region runs from base 1 to 675 and encodes 224 amino acids. The transcript has 2 exons. The record is from RefSeq and is a predicted model, not a curated record. NCBI's taxonomy places the organism in Eukaryota, Metazoa, Arthropoda, Insecta, Diptera, Culicidae.